AUGAGCCUCCUAUCGACAUUUCGACCAGGUCAAAACGACGGCAUGGACAGCAGCUCCUCCAGCCCGCCGCCGCACAUGGAUCUCAAGCAUGAGCAGCAGAACUAUGGCGGCGAAGCCCCGGCUGUUCGUCGCCCGUCCAAGGCUGAUGGCGCCGACGGCAUGCUCGAGGGUCUGGGCUACAAGCCCGAGUUGACCCGUUCGCGCUCGACUCUCCAGGUGGCCUUCAUGUCGUUCGUGCUCGCCUCGAUCCCGUGGGGUCUGUCCACGACGCUCUACUACCCAUUGGUCAACGGUGGCCCCGUCACCAUCAUCUGGGGUUGGAUCCUCGUCUCUGCCAUUAUCCUCUGCGUGGCUGCCUCUCUUGGCGUGUACUACCAGGCCUUCAUGCUCGCACCCGCUCGCUGGCAACGCGUCGCGAGUUGGAUCUGCGGCUGGCUGUACCUGGUUGGUAACAUUACCAUUACCCUGUCCGUGACAUUCGGCGCCACGACCUUUAUCGUCGCCUGCAUCAACGUCUUCGAGUCCUCGCCCGGGGCUAGUGAUGUCUUCCCCGGCACCACCUGGCAGAUCUGGCUGCUCUUCCUCGCCAUCACUCUCGUGUGCAAUGCCAUCUCGGCCCUCGGGAACAAGUGGCUGCCCAUGCUCGACACGGCUGCCAUCUUCUGGACCUUUGCCGGUGUGAUUGCCAUGGUCAUCUCCGUCCUGGUCCUCGCCAAGGAGGGCCGCCGCAGCGCCAACUACGUCUUCACCCACUGGGACAACUCUUCCGGCUGGCCCAACGGCUGGUCCUUUUUCGUCGGCCUGCUGCACGCCGGCUACGCCACAUCGUCGACCGGCAUGAUCAUCAGCAUGUGCGAGGAGGUCAGGGACCCCUCCACCCAGGUGCCCAAGGCCAUGGUGGCGACCAUUGUCAUCAACACCCUCGGCGGCCUCCUCUUCCUCAUCCCCAUUGUCUUUGUCCUCCCGGACAUCCAGAUGCUCAUCAACAUCGAGUCCGCCCAGCCCAUCCCCACCAUCUUCAAGUCGGCCGUCGGCUCGGCCGGUGGUGCCUUUGGCCUCCUCAUCCCCCUCAUCGCCCUGUGCCUCAUGUGCAGCAUCGCGUGCACAACGGCCACCUCGCGUUGCGUGUGGGCCUUUGCCCGUGACGGCGCUAUUCCCGGCGCCAAGUUGUGGAUGAAGGUCAACAAGAAGCUCGACGUGCCCGUGAACGCCAUGAUGCUCAGCAUGAUCGUCCAGCUGGCCCUCGGUCUCAUCUACUUUGGCUCGACCCUUGCGUUCAACGCCUUCUCCGGUGUCGGUGUCAUCUGCUUGACUGCUGCCUAUGCCUGCCCCAUUGCCAUCAACCUCUUCACUGGCCGCAAGCAGGUCAGGAAGGGCAACUUCUUCCUCGGCCCCCUGGGUUACUUUACCAACAUUGUCGCUCUCGCCUGGACACUGUUGGCUCUGCCUCUCUUCUGUAUGCCCACGUCGAUCCCCGUCACGGCCGACACGCUCAACUAUGCCUUCGCCGUGUUCAUCGGCGCUGCUGCGAUCUCCGGCAUCUGGUACGCUAUCUGGGGAUACAACAACUACGCUGGUCCUCCUACCCAGGAGGAGGAGCUGUAA
Emericellopsis cladophorae is the source of this 1605-nucleotide messenger RNA. RefSeq names its product putative amino-acid permease. The transcript is spliced from 3 exons. Gene Ontology annotation, biological process: transmembrane transport. Lineage: Eukaryota; Fungi; Ascomycota; Sordariomycetes; Hypocreales; Bionectriaceae. The record is from RefSeq and is a predicted model, not a curated record. Gene Ontology annotation, molecular function: transmembrane transporter activity. Gene Ontology annotation, cellular component: membrane. Bases 1 to 1605 code for a protein of 534 amino acids.